Trifolium pratense (red clover) is the source of this 1716-nucleotide messenger RNA. RefSeq names its product serine/threonine-protein kinase SAPK3-like. The record is from RefSeq and is a predicted model, not a curated record. Bases 1 to 1716 code for a protein of 571 amino acids. NCBI's taxonomy places the organism in Eukaryota, Viridiplantae, Streptophyta, Magnoliopsida, Fabales, Fabaceae. Gene Ontology annotation, molecular function: ATP binding; protein serine/threonine kinase activity. The transcript is spliced from 12 exons. Gene Ontology annotation, biological process: protein phosphorylation; intracellular signal transduction.
AUGGAAUCAAUCAAUGUCGUAAUUGAUGAUACUGAUUUGAAAAGUAUAGAUUCAGCUGAAGAGACAGAUGUAGUCACACCUGUCCCAACACCAGAUGAUGAUCAAGCUGAAUCUGAUUAUGUUCAAGACUUUGAGCCUAAUACAGAGAAUUUGAGACCAAACAAAGGUCCAUCAAUCAGAGUUCAGAAGAACCACUCAAAGGAAAUCUCUAUUAGAAAUCCUGACCAAGGAGUUACCAUAAGAAGAUCUACAUAUGUAAUUCCCAAGAAUUUGAAAGAAGAAGCUCAAUCUAGAAAAUUAAGGGGCAAGCUAAGGAAAUGUGAUAUGAACUCUUCUCCUAAAGUUAAUGUUAAUGUUGGUACUUUUGGUAAAGUCAUGAUUGACUAUGUGAUUGAUUGGCUCAAGAAAACCGUUCUUGAGACUAAUGUUGUGCAAGAUGUUGACACAUCUUUGGCCCGAGAGAAUACACAAGGUGUUGGCACAUCUGUCCAGGCUGGAGCACUUUCAAGGAAGCAGAUGAUUGCUGAUCUUACUGAGACUAGCAGAGCCCUUGAGGCUAGAAAAUUAAAAAUUGAUCGUGUGAUUGAGGCACUAAAGGCUGAGGAGGCUGCUGAGACUGUUGAGGGUGAGCCCAAUGGACAAGAAGGAGAAGGAACUAGUGGCUCUGAGGAUGGCUCUGAGGAUUUGAUAAUGGAGGAACAACGUUACGAGGUAAUGCAUGUACUUGGUUCCGGCAACUUUGCCGUGACUAAGUUGGCCAAAAACAUCGAAACCGGAGAACUUGUUGCUAUCAAGUACAUUCAAAGAGGAGAGAAGAUCGAUGAGAAUGUUGAAAGGGAGAUAAUUAAUCAUAGAUCUUUAAACCAUCCACAUAUCAUCAAUUUCAAAGAGUUAUUUGUGACACCCUCUCAUUUGGCGAUUGUCCUUGAAUAUGCUAAUGGUGGUGAACUAUUUCAUAGGAUAGCCUCUAACAUUAUCCCUAAGGGUCGCAUUACUGAAAAGGAGGCAAGAUAUUUCUUCCAGCAACUAAUAUCUGGAGUCCAGUACAUGCAUUCCAUGCAAAUUUGUCAUAGGGAUUUGAAAUUGGAGAACACUCUAUUGGAUGGAAAUCCAAGAACUCCUCAACUCAAAAUUUGUGACUUUGGUUACUCUAAGUCUACUCUGCUGCACUCUCGACCCAAAUCAGUGGUUGGAACUCCUGCAUACAUUGCACCAGAGAUUUUAUCUAGACAGUCACAGGAGUAUGAUGGAAAGCCUGCGGAUGUUUGGUCAUGUGGUGUUAUUCUUUAUGUCAUGCUAGUUGGAUCAUACCCAUUUCAAGAUCCAGAAGAUCCUAAAAAUUUCAGAAAGAUUAUUAAGAAAAUAGUGGAUGUUCAAUACUCCAUACCUGGCUAUGCAUGUAUAUCUGCAGACUGUAGGCAUCUCCUCUCUAGGAUUUUUGUUGCCAAUCCAGCUAAGAGGAUCACGAUCCCAGAGAUACAACAACACUCUUGGUUUUUGAGAUACAUGCCUAAAGAAACUGUUGAACCUGGUAGAAAAUGUUACCAAGAAACAGAAAAUGAUGAAUUACCUAGGCAACAAAGCGUAGAAGAAAUCAUGCAAAUUCUACAAGAAGCAAGAACAACAUAUGUUGCUAAUGUUAACGUUGAUGGGAAUGUUGAAGAGAAAGUUGUUGAUGUUAAUUGUGAUGACUUUGUGAAAGUGGAACUUGUGUGA